AUGAACCCCCUUAGACAAGCCGCCACGCGGUCGACAAGGCCAGCUUUCACAACAAGAAUCGUCUCUAGACCGACGUCCUCUGUCAAACAGUACUCGACCACACCACGGCUCCUUGCCACAACAGCACAGACGAAGGGCGAUCACAACGCGGUACACGCCGAGCACGAUCCACACCACGACUCCCACUACGAUCCACCAGGAGGCUGGCUAUGGGGGCUAAGACCAGGAGAGAAGGCAGAGAGAGAAGGAUGGGAGAUACCCCUCUAUUUCGGAUGUGCUGGUUAUGUGAUUGCAGUCAUUGCUUAUAGUAUGAAGGAAGAUACUUCGAUACAAACGUGGGCUUUAGAAGAGGCCAGAAGACGAUUGGAGGCCGAGGGCAUUCUGGAGGACCCAGACAACAAGCCAAGCUCAGGAAUAUAA
Messenger RNA from Lithohypha guttulata, 420 nucleotides. RefSeq lists its product as uncharacterized. The transcript is spliced from 2 exons. The record is from RefSeq and is a predicted model, not a curated record. NCBI's taxonomy places the organism in Eukaryota, Fungi, Ascomycota, Eurotiomycetes, Chaetothyriales, Trichomeriaceae. The coding region runs from base 1 to 420 and encodes 139 amino acids.